AUGGAGAUAUUGAAGGUUGAUGUUUCUCCAAAAGUUAGACACUUCUUUUGGAGGCUCUGUACGAACACGCUUUCGGUUCGAAGUUUGAUAAAUCAUCGUCAUAUGAUCGAGGAUGCAACUUGCCCCUGGUGCCACAAUUCAGAAGAAACCCCAUCCCACGCCCUGGUGGAGUGCAUUCGAGUGCAAGAGUUAUGGGAAGCCUGCCAGUGUAUUGCUCUGACCAAGUGGAACGAUUUUAAUUCACUUUGUGAUUUAAUUGUGAGCUGGAAAGAUUUGGAUGCUAAAAUGGUGCAAAGAGGAAUGAUCCUUGCUUGGUGUUUUUGGGGCGAGCGAAAUUUGAAGGUAUUUGAAAACAGAUGCACGCCUAAUAACAUCCUUAUUGAUCGAAUCAAUGGGCAUGUUGCAGAGCAAGGAACUUAUGCCAGUCAUAUAUAUGCUGCUAUUGGGCUAAAACCACCUUAG
Molecule: messenger RNA, 462 nt
Organism: Chenopodium quinoa (quinoa)
Lineage: Eukaryota; Viridiplantae; Streptophyta; Magnoliopsida; Caryophyllales; Amaranthaceae
Exons: 1
Coding region: 1-462 (153 amino acids)
Source: RefSeq, a predicted model, not a curated record